Messenger RNA from Plasmodium gallinaceum, 819 nucleotides. Its product is annotated as G2 protein, putative. Bases 1 to 819 code for a protein of 272 amino acids. The record is from RefSeq and is a predicted model, not a curated record. The transcript has 2 exons. Lineage: Eukaryota; Apicomplexa; Aconoidasida; Haemosporida; Plasmodiidae.
AUGGGACAAGUAGCAUCAAAAGAAGAAGAAAUAGAAAGACAGAAUAUUUAUGCAAGCUAUCCUGGGCUUGAACAACAAUUAGAUAUGGUUUUUGCAUGUCACGAUAUAGACAAACAAGGAAAAUUACCAUAUAAAACAGUAGAAAUGAUACUAAGGCAUUUUUUAAUGCAAUGUGGUUUUAUGGAAUAUGUUUGUAGAUUUGUUGAUGAAAAUGGAAGAUUAGAUUUGAACCAUGUUGAAAAUUAUUUAUCUAGUAAAAAGUUAGUACAUAAAUUGAAAUGUUGUGGAGAAAUAAUGCUUACUUUAGAAGAAAUGAAAGCUUUAGUGAUAAUAUUUUUAAAAAAAAUAUCAGAUACUUAUAUAGAAGAUCAAGCUAAAUGGAUGCAAAAUAUGAAGGUUUCCCAAGAAGAGCAAGGAAAAGCUUUAGAAGCAGCAAUGUCUGAAUAUGAAAAAAAUGUUUUAUUUAGUCAUGCUUUAAAAGAGCAGAGAAUUUUUCAAAACAACAAAAAAUUGGGUGAAUGGAAUGAUACUAUAGAAAAUGCCUAUGAAGCACAACAAGAAAUAUUACGUCAAUUUGAAACGAAAAAAAGGGAAAAAAUGGAAUUAAUAUCUGAAAAAAAUAAAGAGAUUGAAAUAGCUAAAGAUUAUAUUCAAAAAAUAAAAGAGGCAGCAGUAGAUAAUAGAUAUGAUAAUUCUAAAUGUUUCGUUUACCCAGCUUCUUCAGCUCCUUGUGGUGCAUGCACUUCUGCAGGUGCUGUCUUACCAUACAGAAGGUAUAAGGAACCUAGACAAAAAAAAGAAUAUUCAAUGUGUAUAUAA